Messenger RNA from Aureobasidium pullulans EXF-150, 1254 nucleotides. RefSeq lists its product as uncharacterized. The record is from RefSeq and is a predicted model, not a curated record. Bases 1 to 1254 code for a protein of 417 amino acids. The transcript has a single exon. Lineage: Eukaryota; Fungi; Ascomycota; Dothideomycetes; Dothideales; Saccotheciaceae.
AUGAAGGCGUCGUCAGUGCAGCAGGCCUUCAAAAGCCUGACAUCACGCAUACACCCCCAGCUGCCACUCUCGGAGCGCGAGUCGCAGCGCUUGCUAAACGCCCUCACGUCGUCAUUCCGCAGCCAGCUGGACCACCACGACGUUUCCGCUUCCACGUCUGCCUCGUGCUUGCCCUCGCCCUCGCCUUCGCCCUCGCAUUCAACUCAGCAACAGCUUCUGUCGUCCAGCUCAGCCACCGACCGCCACCUGGCUUCCAUCUUGACCAACCCGUUGCUUACAAAGCCCGUCCAUCAACAGCUCAAGGCCAAAUCAAAGCAUCCUGUUGCCCUGUUCGAGGACCAAGUCGCCGCUGGACGCGCCACCUUGAAUUCUGCCAGACUGUGCCUCGAUGCUUUCCGCAACUCGCUUUCCGUACUAUCUCCUGCACAGACAAAGGAUCAGAUCAGCCGCUAUGCUGCUGGCACCCGCGCUCUGAGAUGGCUCUGGACCAGUGCUUCGACCCCGUCGCUCUCCUUCACGUUGGAUGCCCGUUUCUGCAAUCACCUGGCCUUCUUUCUCAUCCACGAGGGGAGGGAAAGUGCUCUGUGGGAGUUGAUUGACACCCCUGUCCCGACGUCGGCCAAUCUUUCCUCCAGAGAAGCGAGUAGGCGCAAGGGCUUGUUACUCAACUCCAUGGUCAGGACCCAUCUAUCUGCUCCCGAUCAUGCUCUUGCCUCUGCUCUUUCUGCGUUCUUCCGAGCCCUGGAUACCUCUCACUUGUCCCAUGCCUCCACUUCUCACGCCGGCAGUUACCUGAUCCAAAACCUGGUCAAGCUCACCAUCUCCUCCGCAUCUGAUGUCACCUUAUACGAUCAAUUUGUCGACGCGAUCCCUCGUUGGAACAGAAAGCAUCCGGAUCGCGCUGUUUACAGAAUCGCCAACCUGAAGUUGCAUCACCCCACAACGCCAUCUGCUGACUUUGCUCUGGACUUUAUUCGGGAGCUAAAACCUCUUGCUGCGCAUCCCUUCUUGAGUCCAUCCACCAACUCUCAGAAGUCUACUGUCUUCUCGUUCUUCUUCAACACUGUCAAACUUCUGCAAAAGCAGAAUCGCUUCGACGAUGCUCUGUGGGUCAUGGAAUUCAUGCAGCAAAAGUUCCCGGAGCAGUUCAAGCCACCCAAUUCAUCCACUGCGUCCCAACCAUUCUCUCAAUCUGCAGAGACUGCCUCUUCCCAUUUAAUUUUCCCGGAGUGGAAAGUGCCUGAAUUUGGUUGA